Xiphophorus maculatus (southern platyfish) is the source of this 965-nucleotide messenger RNA. RefSeq lists its product as uncharacterized. The transcript is spliced from 6 exons. The record is from RefSeq and is a predicted model, not a curated record. The coding region runs from base 55 to 951 and encodes 298 amino acids. Lineage: Eukaryota; Metazoa; Chordata; Actinopteri; Cyprinodontiformes; Poeciliidae.
GCCAUUAUCACUUCCGACGAAGAGAUUGUUCCAAGAUGGAAGAGGAACUAUGUGAUGAAGCUGACCGAAAUCAACCAGCUCAGAUCCGGAUCACAUAAACAGGAGUCACUCAUUGAAGAUGAAUCACAGCUGGACAGGGAUCUUCGAAUAAUUGAGAGACACCAUGGUGUAAAACGAAGGUGGCUCCCUUCGGAUGACAUUUUCCAGAGAACACUGAGAGAUGUUGACCAGGAACUUAGAGGUCAGCUGAUACGACGAGCACAAAAUGAAGCAAGGGAGAGGACCACUCUUCUCAACCUGAAAAGAAGAUAUAAUGAUGGACAGGGAGUUGCUUUAAGGCUGUCCAAGCAAGUGAAUGCCUGUAACAGGAAACUGAAGAAGAUUGUUACAGAGUACAAUAAUCUGCAGUGGCCUCCACAAACUGGCAUCUUUCCAUCACAUUUAGAAUUUCGAGAAUUGUGUGAUGCCUCCUCCCAGCUGUACACAUUGUUUGAUGAACAAAUUGAAGAUCAUGGUGUUGUUCCAAAGAACCUAAAAAGUCGAGCAAUAGAAGCCCUGCAUUUGAAGACUAGAGCAGCUGAAGAAAAGCUUCUACUUAAGAGAGAGAUGAACACUGUCAUUCUUCACCUUCAUCAACAACAUGGACAUUUAAGUUCAGCUAUAAAUGAUACUGCAGAUCCUGGUUCAAAAGCUGUACUUCAUCAAAACAUUAUCAUGUUAGAAAAGAAAAUGUACAGUGCAAUGAACAUGUUCAAGAGGUUUAUUGAAGUUGGUGCCCCUCCUCCAAAUCAUCACCUACCAGAGUUUAACUCUCAUUCUCAAGCACUUAUGUCUCCAGAUCUACAUUACAUAGACUAUGAUGAAAGCAUUGACGAUGGAGAGGAUGAAGAGGAUGAUGACGACAAUGUUGACGAAGGAGAGAACAGCAUAGAUUGUGAAUCAUCUUCAUGAUUUAUGGCCACUUA